Messenger RNA from Aspergillus heteromorphus CBS 117.55, 1749 nucleotides. Its product is annotated as Zn(II)2Cys6 transcription factor domain-containing protein. Gene Ontology annotation, biological process: regulation of DNA-templated transcription. Gene Ontology annotation, molecular function: DNA-binding transcription factor activity, RNA polymerase II-specific; zinc ion binding. NCBI's taxonomy places the organism in Eukaryota, Fungi, Ascomycota, Eurotiomycetes, Eurotiales, Aspergillaceae. The transcript has 3 exons. The record is from RefSeq and is a predicted model, not a curated record. Bases 1 to 1749 code for a protein of 582 amino acids.
AUGUCACAGACCGUCGCCCCGGCCUCCCAAACACCACCCCAGCCCCCAGCCCCCUCCCAGGUUCCAUCUCAAUCUCAACCUCAACCUCAAAGCAAACCGCCCCUCACCCGCCAGGCUUGCAACCGAUGCCAUGCCUCCAAGCUGAGAUGCCAUCGCCCGCUGGGAAUCACGAACAGUAAAGCAUGCUCCCGCUGCAUCAAAGCGGAGGCCGAGUGUGUCUACGACCCUCCCCAGCGAUUUGGACGGCCCCGACAGAAGAGUCGACCCCAACCAGCCACCGUGCAACGGAUUGAGGCGCGUGAGGGUGACGGCGACGCAUCCCACUCUCGAAAGCAGUCCACGAGCGAGUCUCGCUGGAGCAGAGACAGCAUUUCCCAGCCUCAGAGCCCAUACACAGCACCCGGAAGCCCGAAUCGAACGGCCCCGGUGGCCGGGAUGGAUUCCACACCCUCACAAUUCCCCCCCACAGCCAUGGACGGUGGACAGGACCCGCUAGGAGAACCAUCUAGUGAGUUCCUGGAUGCGUUUCAGACCGAGUCAAUGCAGCUGGAUGUUGAUUCAUACUGGAGCGAAGACCCGUCGAUGCUCUCAGGGGACGCUGGCCCCUACGCCGAUCUUCUCGCAGCCUCUGUCGACCUGGACUUCGACGUCACCACCCGUUUGGGAGUGGAUCCCACCCGAGUCGAAGCUGCAGGCACAGACACAACCCGUCCGAAACUCCCCAGACAUCCCACCGACCCAUUGCUCGCUACGGGCGCGGAAUACACCGCAGACGACUACGUGUUUGAUGUGAUCCAGCUGCAGGCCAGCGUGAACCAGAAUAACCGUGAGUUGGCGAUGAUGACCCGGAAAGCCCAGUCUCAGCUGGUUUCCGAAGGCAGGCUGGGACCCGGCCUCUCGAUCCCUGACAAGCAAUUCAAGACCCAUCUGCAGCGCAACCUGAAGGCAUCCGAACAAACCCUGGACGUGCUACACCGGAUCAACUCCCACUUCACCCCAGGGAUGCGCGAGCCCCGAGGACCCCCCGACAAUCUAUUCGGGGGCUGCAGUGGUGGUGAAGAGCCAGGCCUCCGGGCGUCGGACCCCCAACACAGCAUCCUCGCCUUCCUAGUCCUCACGACCUACCUCCGACUCCUGCACAAUUUCGACGUCCUCAUUUCCAUCCUACAGGAUCGCCUGCAGUAUUUCGGCCUGGACCCCGGCUCCAACGGGCCCGAAGACUUUCCGUCCGACACGGGGUCCAAUCCGCUACUGGACGUGUCGCUCGGCAACUUUUCCUUCUCCUCGUCGUCGGCGCGAUCCCUCCAAGCCAUGCUCAACGUGCAGAUGAUCACCACCGUGCUCGCCAAGAUCAAAUACUCGAUCCAGCGAAUGCUUCUGUGUCCCGAGGUUACGCCCCCCUCCACCCGCGGCCCUGGUGCUUCAUCGGCCGGGGGAUCCCACCAUUCACCCCCGCUGUUCUUCCAUCCGCACGCGCACUCCCUGUCCGACCACGGCCUAUCUCAGACAGACGCGCGAGGCUACCACCACGGCCCGUAUCACUCCCACAUGGCCCGGCAUCACAGCUACCCCACCCCGCCAGAGCUGGCAUCGACGUCGUCGAUAGCGAGCGGGAACGGCUCCCCUCCGCCGUUUGUCUCGGGAGUCGAUAAUGUUGUUCGGAGGGCGUUGGUGGAGAUCCAGGAUCUGGAGCUUAGCCUGCGCAUCCGCGCCAGGGCUAUCCAGCAGUGGAGCGAGGAGGGAUUCUAG